Messenger RNA from Lobosporangium transversale, 348 nucleotides. Its product is annotated as splicing factor 3B subunit 5/RDS3 complex subunit 10. Gene Ontology annotation, cellular component: U2 snRNP; precatalytic spliceosome. Lineage: Eukaryota; Fungi; Mortierellomycota; Mortierellomycetes; Mortierellales; Mortierellaceae. The record is from RefSeq and is a predicted model, not a curated record. The transcript has 4 exons. The coding region runs from base 33 to 284 and encodes 83 amino acids. Gene Ontology annotation, biological process: mRNA splicing, via spliceosome.
CUUGAGUUCAACAUCCACUUCGUUAAGCAAUCAUGGAUCGCUCGAAUUUGAACAGCCAGCUGGAGCACUUGCAGUCCAAAUACGUAGGAACUGGGCAUCCUGAUACCAGCAAAUACGAAUGGGGCGUUAACCAGGCCCGAGAUUCUUACGCAUCUUAUGUUGGACAUUAUCCUAUGAUCUCUUAUUUUGCUGUUGCUGAGAAUGAAAGCAUCGCUCGGAUCAAAUUCAACAUUACAGAGAAAAUGCUCCAACCUUGCGGUCCACCACCGGAGAGGAGGGAUUAAUUCCUUGACUUUAUUUCGGUCAUGUAUUCUUGUAUUUUUAUUACUCAAUAAAUUCUCUUUUAAC